Quercus robur (English oak) is the source of this 1430-nucleotide messenger RNA. RefSeq lists its product as uncharacterized. Lineage: Eukaryota; Viridiplantae; Streptophyta; Magnoliopsida; Fagales; Fagaceae. The record is from RefSeq and is a predicted model, not a curated record. Gene Ontology annotation, biological process: rRNA processing; ribosomal small subunit assembly. The coding region runs from base 210 to 1211 and encodes 333 amino acids. Gene Ontology annotation, cellular component: UTP-C complex; CURI complex. The transcript is spliced from 9 exons.
GUGCCCAAAUAUUUAUUAUAAUUUUAUACUUGAUUCCUGAACCUCAGAACCUGAUACGGUGAGGUGAGGUGAGCAGUUGAGACUUGAGAGAGGCGGAGAGCAGAGAAUCAGAGAGAGGCUGAGGCGGUUCAGCUGGAGACUGGAGACUAGAGAGAGGCGGAGAGCAGAGACUAGAGAGAAAGAUAGAGAGAGGGAAAGAAAAGAAAGUUAUGGACUUGCAGCUGAAACACAAGAAGAAUAAAAAGAAAAGGCAAAACACUGACAAGCUUCAAAAGGAUGAAGUUUUAAAUAUGGAAGUGGAAAGGGAAAAGAGCAAACCUACAGAAAAGAAUAAGAGAAAAAGAGAGAAGGGAAAUGAUAUUGACACUGGCAAAGCUGUUCGGAGCAAUAUCAAAGAUGGUUCAAUCAAUGCAAUCAGCGGAAGGAAAAUGAAAGAGUCAUCUAGGAAGAAAAAUAGAAAAAAUGAGGAAAGAAACACUCUGACUGGAAAAAGUGAGCAGCCCAGCACAGAUGCUGAAGUUGAAUUUGUUGACCAAUAUGGUAAGUCUAAGAAAGCUAAGCACAAGAAAAAGGAGGAUGGUGGUUCAUCAAAAAAGGGGGAGACUGAUCAGGAUGAAGUUUGUCAUCUCUCUUGUGGGGAUGAGAGCUGCUCAAAAGGGGUGAAAGGUAGUUCCAAGAAAGCUAGGAUGAAGAGAAAGAAAGAGCACAAUUCAUCCAAGGAGGCCAAGAAGUCACAGGAAAAGGCACCAGAAGCUGAUUCCGAUGAUGUUUAUCAAAUAUCUUCUGGGGAUGAGGACUGCUCAAAAGGAAUGAAAAAAUGGAUUAUGGAGUAUAACCAAAGUAGACCGGGGUUGAAGGUUUUGGAGCAAAAUAUUGAUGAAUUUAUAACUGCUCAUGAGGCAAAGCUAGAACAGGAAAGGAAAGAAAGAGAAGCCCAAGCCGCUGAAGGGGGUUGGACAGUUGUUGUACAUCAUAAAGGAAGGAAAAAGACAACAGAUGUUGAAAGCGGAACUACUGUGGGCUCUGUAGCCAAGGCUGUUGUGGAGGAUAACAUGAAAAAGAAGAAGCGUGAAGAAGUUAAGCUAGACUUCUACCGUUUUCAAAGAAGAGAAGCUCAGAGAAAUGAGAUCUUAACGUUACAAAGCAAGUUUGAGGAGGACAAAAAACGGAUACAACAAUUGAGAGCUGCUAGGAAGUUUCGACCUUACUGAACACUGCACAUUACAAAGAAAGGCCAGCAGCUCAUCAGGAGUUGUAUCCUGAAAGUUAGCAAUUUUGUAGUCAUUUUACUGCUGAUAAUUACUAGAGAAAUCAGCAACUGUAACUGGUUAUUGUGAUAACUAAUUUGUGAUCAAUGAUCAUACAGUUUUCAGAUUAUUAGUGAUAUGCAAAAUUUUAAUGCACAGCUGGAUUUUUUAGUUUGAGUUUAA